CGCUCCUAUAAAGCGGCGCGCAAGGCGCAGCCUUUUCCUCCGAGAGCAAACCGAGAAGCGGACCCUGAGCUGCUGUUUGAUUUCGUUUAUUAUUCCUUUGGAAAAUGCUGCGAGUAAGAUGUCUGAGAGGAGGUAGCAGGGGGGCCGAGGCUGCCCAUCUGAUCGGAGCCAUGCUUGGCCGUUCUGUCACUGGCUGGGUGCAGAAGGCUUUCCAGAGCACUUCUAGUGCAGCAGCUGCACAACAUCAUGCAGUUGAAGAGGAAGCCGUUACUGAGCCCCUUCAGCAGGAAUGUCCCGUCUGCAGCUACAACGAAUGGGACCCUCUUGAGGAGGUGAUUGUGGGUCGAGCUGAGAAUGCUCAUGUGCCUCCCUUCACUGUGGAAGUGAAGGCAAACACAUAUGAGAAGUACUGGUCCUUCUAUCAGAAGCAUGGGGGGCAGUCUUUUCCUGCGGACCACUUGAAAAAAGCUGUUGUUGAGAUUGAGGAAAUGUGCAAUAUUCUGCGCCACGAGGGCGUCACUGUGAGGAGGCCGGAACCCCUCGACUGGUCUGUCUCAUACACAACUCCAGAUUUCACAUCAACGGGAAUGUAUGCUGCUAUGCCCAGAGACAUCCUGUUGGUUGUGGGAAACGAGAUUAUUGAGGCUCCGAUGGCCUGGAGGGCUCGUUUCUUUGAGUAUCGUGCCUACAGACCUCUGAUCAAGGAGUACUUCCAUAAAGGUGCUAAAUGGACCACAGCGCCCAAACCCACAAUGGCUGAUGAGCUGUAUGAUCAGGACUACCCCAUCCGCACAGUGGAGGACAGGCACAAGCUGGCUGCCCAGGGGAAGUUUGUGACCACAGAGCAUGAGCCCUGCUUUGACGCUGCUGACUUCAUCCGAGCUGGGAGGGACCUCUUUGUCCAAAGGAGUCAGGUUACGAAUUACAUGGGAAUCGAGUGGAUGAGGCGUCAUCUGGCCCCAGACUUCAAGGUCCACAUUAUCUCUUUCAAGGACCCAAACCCAAUGCACAUCGAUGCUACGUUUAACAUCAUUGGUCCUGGGUUGGUGUUGUCCAACCCUGACCGCCCAUGUAGACAGGUGGACAUGUUCAAGAAGGCUGGCUGGACUAUUGUGAAACCUCCGGUGCCUUUGAUUCCUGACGACCAUCCACUGUGGAUGUCGUCCAAAUGGCUCUCUAUGAAUGUACUGAUGCUGGAUGAGAAACGUGUCAUGGUUGACGCCAACGAAACCAGCAUUCACAAAAUGUUUGAGAGCCUCGGUAUCAAGACCAUAAAGGUGAACAUUCGCCAUGCCAACUCCCUUGGUGGUGGCUUCCACUGCUGGACGACAGAUGUCCGCCGCCGUGGUACCCUGCAGUCCUACUUCCACUAGCCUUGCCAGAAAAAAAGGCAGUUUUUAUUGAGCUUUGAAAACUAAAGCCUCAAUCCAGAAUCAUGAUUGACAAUCUAUCAAAGUUAUUUACACGAAAAGAGGCCGGAGCACCCUCUUGCUCAUUUUAAAAUCAACCAAGCAAAGAUUUUCACCAAACUGUGUGAAACAAACGAUGAUGGGGACGUCUAUGUCAGAUUGCACCAAGCUCCCCUCCGGAUUGUGUCUUUGUGUCUUAAAUGCAGGUAUAAAUGAUUUUGAUUUGCUGCACAUCUGAUUUGCAAACAGCUUAAAUAGCACAUAUUUGUUCAAUAGCAACAAAUGUUUAUUUGUUUAAUUCAGUCAGGAAUCUCAAUAUAAACUGCUUUUCUGGCCUGGCUACUGUCAAGCGUUUUAGGCUUAUCCAUCUGAAAGCCAAAGUUCUGAGGACAAGGUACAAUUUGGUAUGUGAAUGUCACAAAACUAGGGCACAGGAGGCGAAAACUACCUCCUCAUUACUGAGGAUGCUUUUCAUUCUACGAACUUCUUCCUCACAUCUUUGCUCUCACUGUGAUCUGUUACCCUUUUUCUGCUCUGAGGAAUCUGGAAAAGACUGAUAGUUCCUUGCAACAAUCUCUUUUCCAUAAUUUCACUAUAGGAGGAACUAAAAAAGAGGGAAGAGCCGUGAAGCAAGCGAGGAUACAUGUUAGCGUAAUGAAAAGCGCCCUCAGAAAACACAAUUAUAUCUCUUUCCAAUAUUUUUUUAUAUAAAGUCAUGUAUAAAACAUUAACGUAGGUCAUAAAGGAACUUUUUCGUCUUAACACUAUUAUUUUGUAAAGUUUUUAAUUCAUCAAACAGGAAAAAUUCUGCAUAUAUUUUUACAAACUUUAUUGGAUUUCCCAGGAAAUAGUAUUUUUUUUUUAUAUUUUCAUUAAAACUCUGUGGUCCAUAUCAAAUAUUGUACACCUUUUGCCUCUGAUGUUUUCUCCUGUUGCACAUCUGGGUCAGUUACACUUCGUGCUACCAUAGCCUCGCUCACUAUAUUUGGCUGCUUUUGAGCGCAAAGCAAAACAUUUUAAGGAAGAUGUUUCAUGGUAAAAAAAAUUAUGUCUAAUGAUUCCUUUGCAGCUUUUAGAGUGGAAUGUGUUGAACUGCUUUGAUAUUUUUGGGAAAAAAUUAAUCUUAGGGAAUUUGUGUUUCAGUAGAGGAAUGCAAGUGAUGCUUCAUAUUAUGCAAUGUUAUUAAAUGUAAUGAAGAAUAA
This is a messenger RNA of Nothobranchius furzeri (turquoise killifish), 2611 nucleotides long. It is a transcript of the gene gatm, whose product is annotated as glycine amidinotransferase (L-arginine:glycine amidinotransferase). NCBI's taxonomy places the organism in Eukaryota, Metazoa, Chordata, Actinopteri, Cyprinodontiformes, Nothobranchiidae. Gene Ontology annotation, cellular component: mitochondrion. The record is from RefSeq and is a predicted model, not a curated record. Gene Ontology annotation, molecular function: amidinotransferase activity.